Messenger RNA from Amblyraja radiata (thorny skate), 3393 nucleotides. RefSeq names its product general transcription factor IIA, 1 (gene gtf2a1). Bases 224 to 1504 code for a protein of 426 amino acids. The record is from RefSeq and is a predicted model, not a curated record. Gene Ontology annotation, cellular component: transcription factor TFIIA complex. The transcript is spliced from 10 exons. NCBI's taxonomy places the organism in Eukaryota, Metazoa, Chordata, Chondrichthyes, Rajiformes, Rajidae. Gene Ontology annotation, biological process: transcription by RNA polymerase II; transcription initiation at RNA polymerase II promoter.
GGCAUUCGGCAGUAUAUAAGCGGCGGCUGGAAGAGGACGGACGGCUUUCCCAAGCCCGCGCCGCGCACUCGCCCCACCGCGCUCUCUUUUCAUUAUUAUUUACCCCCCUCCCCUUAAAAACCUCCCAAAAAAAAACAAAACGCCCCACCUCACCUGGAUAUACCAUUUAAAUUCUCCUCCGUAUCCACAUGGCGAGUUCGGCCAACUCAAACCCGGUGGUAAGAUGUUUUUUUCGUGUCCUAAACUCUACAGAUCAGUGAUUGAAGACGUGAUUAAUGAUGUGCGGGAACAGUUCCUUGAUGAAGGAGUGGAUGAGCAAGUCCUUAUAGAAUUAAAAACGCUAUGGGAGAACAAACUAAUGCAGUCAAAGGCUGUAGAUGGCUUCCACUCCGAGGAGCAGCAGAUUUUAAUUCAAGCUCAACAGCAGCAGCAACAGCAGCAGCAGCAGCAGCAACACCACCACCAGCAGCAGCAGCAACAACAGCAGCAUCAACAUCAGGCCCAGCAGCAUCAACAGACAUCGCAAGUGCGCACCAUCCCUGCUAAUUCAGUUUUCUCAUCUUCCCAUAAAUCAGGACCGCAAGUUAUUAUGCAAGAUGGAAAACUAAUACAGCAUUUGAAUCCAACUGGCAUGAGCGCAGCUGCCACCGCGGCGACUCUGGCAUUACCAGCUGGCGUCCCAGCGCCCUACCAGCUUUCUAAUGGACCAAUACUAACAAACACAGGGCAACUGCUGCAGUUUGUACGAACCCCGAAUGGGGCCCACUACUUCAUUCAGCCCCACCAGCAAGUUGUACUGGCACAGUCGGUCACUCAGCAACAGGUCAUUCAGCAGAUGCAGUCCGGCAGUGUGCAAGCACCUGUUAUACAGCAGAUGCUAACUCCCCUGGCACCGGGAACCAUCCCUCAGCAGACUGGAGUGAUCAUUCAGCCCCAGCAGAUUCUAGUUGCUGGGAGUAAAGUUCCUUCGAAUGCACAGGUGAUGCAAGCCACCACGGUUACGGCAACUCCUCCCACACAGGUGGGUCAGACCAACAGCGCUGCCCCAGUUCAGCAGCAGCAGCAGCAGCAACAGCAGCAGCAGCAACAACAACAACAACAACAACAACAACAACAACAACAACAACAACAACAGCAGCAGCAGCAGCAGCAGCAGCAGCAGCAGCAGCCACCUUUAGUCAUGCAAGUAGACGGGUCUGGGGACACCUCUUCUGAGGAAGACGAGGAUGAUGAAGAGGACGAGUACGAUGAGGAGGAAGAAGAGAAAGAAAAGGAGGAGGUCGGAGAGGAUGGACAAGUUGAUGAGGAGCCAUUGAACAGUGAAGAUGAUGUCAGUGAUGAAGAGGGCCAAGAACUCUUUGACACGGAAAAUGUUGUUGUGUGCCAAUAUGAUAAGAUCCACCGGAGUAAGAAUAAGUGGAAGUUUCACCUGAAGGACGGGAUCAUGAACCUUAACGGGAGAGAUUAUGUUUUUUCCAAAGCUAUCGGAGAUGCAGAGUGGUAAGAAUUCAGAUCUUCUUGAGAUGAAAGAACAGGCUUAUUGGACUGGACAAAUGUGCACUUAAACUGGAGAAUGAAGCCUGCAAGUGAACAGAACUACUGGAAUCCAAGCUACUGAGUUGUACACUACAUUACGUGGGGAAAAGCCUUGCCACUGAAAUGGCUAACAUUUUACAAAGAGACAAAGAACAGUGUGCUUAACUAUCAGUCAUACCAUAAUAUAGUCACUGCUUGCUGAUUGAUGAAUGCGUCUACAGAGCUAACGAGUUUACAAGCUCCAAGACUCUUCCAAGGAGAAAGCAUUUAGAGGACCUGGUCACUGUGCUUUGUGCUAAGUGCUGUCAUUUGAACUGCAUAGUAUAUAAAAAAAUAAGAACAUUCUUCUUUUAUAGGGGGAGGUUUAUAGCUGGGGAGACAAAAAUCUUGUAAAUUCAAAUCCCUUCACUGGUAUAGUGAUUGAAUAACUUUCAGAGCCAGGACCAAUGUAUCAUUAAGGUGUAGCAAUGGCUGAUAUAUUUUAAAAACUAAAACAAAGUUGAUAGAUGACUUUGAAUUGCAAACAGUUUGAUAAACCUAGACAUGUAUUCUGUUUACCUUUUUUAUGCUGUGAUUUUAUUACGGUAUGCAAUAUAGUUGAGACAGACUCUUCUAACCUAUCGUUUCCACACCAUACCUGUGAUAAUUUUCAAAGUCAGCCCGAUCCCUGAGGCUGAACACACCAAAUUGUGCUCUUAUAUCGUGCUGUUAUCAAGUGUUCCUUUUGCAGGCAUGUUUCAUAGUUUAAUUUUCUCCACGUGGCACAUUAAACUGUAGAUCAGUGCGCAGCCUAAUCUUAAUUGACGAAUUUUAUUUUGGACUGCCACAAUAAGUUUGAAUAGAAAUCAUCAUUCCUUAUAAUUUUCUUUCCUCUUUGUUUUAUUCCCUUCCUCACCCCCUGCCCCCCCCUCUCCCCCCGCCCUUUCCCUCCUAUCUGUUUUAUAUAAUAGUUUUCUAAUCUUGUGAAAGACUUUGGAAUUUAUGAGAAAAGUGAGGGGAUUUACCUUUUUAAAAUGACGAGAGCGACAUCACUUUUAGCCGUGUUUUCAACAGAGACAGUAUUAUGUGAUUAGUGGGAUGAUUGUGUGCGGGGAGGAAGGAAGUGGCAAUGUUUGCACAUGGAGUGGUGGAGCGUGCGACAAAGGUGAGCGCCUUUUUAAAAGAGAAAGAUAAUUUGCUUUGAGACAAAAACCAGCCAUUUACAAGUUUUUGCUUUUUUCUUUAAAAAAAAGUGAUAAAACAAAAAGGCCUGUACACACGGCGGGUUGGGGGGAAAGAGAAGGAACAAUUUAAAAUAGCUGAUCUCUUUUCUAACAGCUUCUUAGUCAACUGGUGUUGUACAUAAGUGUAAGAGGGAAAUCUAUUUAUUAUGUUUGUAUAAUUCAUCUUGUACCAUUUAAAUCAAGGUUCUUAAUAAAAUAAAGUCAUCUUUGUUUAAGGCCCUGCUUGUAAGACAGAGAACUUAGUAUUUUCUUGUUCUAAGAUCUAUUUUAAGUUACUUAAAAGUAUUUUGCCUUUGCAAAAAAAAAAAAAAUAAUAAUUAAAAACGCCCUUAAAGUUUGUGUUUAUUCCUUUUAAUUUACAAUAUUUUAUGUAAUUUCUCUGGGGGGAAAAAGAAGUUGCAUUAUUAAAAUGUAUCUCUCGUUUCCCUGAUCAUUGUAGGUUUCAAAUCAGAUUAAUGUUCAGAAGUGGAAGGGAGGUAGAUGUAUAUAUGUAUAUGCUUAACCCCAGCUUCAACAUUUUAAACUGAGUGAGAAUGAAUACUUUGUUAUAAUUUAUAUUUUUUAUUUCAAAUAUAUUGUGAAUCUCUCAAAUUGGACAAUUCAUUGUACAAAAAUUAAAAUUUCACUAUUUGUA